Molecule: messenger RNA, 4010 nt
Organism: Choloepus didactylus (southern two-toed sloth)
Lineage: Eukaryota; Metazoa; Chordata; Mammalia; Pilosa; Megalonychidae
Gene: CELF4
Product: CUGBP Elav-like family member 4
Exons: 15
Coding region: 128-1906 (592 amino acids)
Biological process (GO): mRNA splice site recognition; regulation of alternative mRNA splicing, via spliceosome
Cellular component (GO): cytoplasm; ribonucleoprotein complex; nucleus
Molecular function (GO): mRNA binding
Source: RefSeq, a predicted model, not a curated record
GAGAAACCGAGGGGGAGAGAACCCGAGUGUGUGUAUGCGUGUGCGUGUGUGAGCGCGAGCGAGCAAGCGAGGGAGAGGAGCGAGAGAGUGAGAGCGAGAAAGAAUAAAGGAAAGAAGAUUUUUCUCUAUGUAUAUAAAGAUGGCCACGUUAGCAAACGGACAGGCUGACAACGCGAGCCUCAGUACCAACGGGCUCGGCAGCAGCCCUGGCAGCGCCGGGCACAUGAACGGAUUAAGCCACAGCCCGGGGAACCCGUCGACCAUUCCCAUGAAGGACCACGAUGCCAUCAAGCUGUUCAUUGGGCAGAUCCCCCGCAACCUGGAUGAGAAAGACCUCAAGCCCCUCUUUGAGGAGUUCGGCAAGAUCUACGAGCUUACGGUCCUGAAGGACAGGUUCACAGGCAUGCACAAAGGCUGCGCUUUCCUCACCUACUGCGAGCGUGAGUCAGCGCUGAAGGCCCAGAGCGCGCUGCACGAGCAGAAGACCCUGCCCGGGAUGAACCGGCCGAUCCAGGUGAAGCCAGCGGACAGCGAGAGCCGAGGAGGUAGUAGCUGCCUGCGCCAGCCCCCUUCACAAGAUAGAAAACUCUUCGUGGGCAUGCUCAAUAAGCAGCAGUCCGAAGACGACGUGCGCCGCCUCUUCGAGGCCUUCGGGAACAUCGAGGAGUGCACCAUCCUGCGCGGGCCCGACGGCAACAGCAAGGGGUGCGCCUUUGUGAAGUACUCCUCCCACGCCGAGGCGCAAGCCGCCAUCAACGCUCUGCACGGCAGCCAGACCAUGCCGGGGGCCUCGUCCAGUCUGGUGGUCAAGUUCGCCGACACGGACAAGGAGCGCACGAUGCGGCGGAUGCAGCAGAUGGCUGGCCAGAUGGGCAUGUUCAACCCCAUGGCCAUCCCGUUCGGGGCCUACGGCGCCUACGCGCAGGCACUGAUGCAGCAGCAAGCAGCCCUCAUGGCCUCAGUCGCGCAGGGCGGCUACCUGAACCCCAUGGCUGCCUUUGCCGCCGCCCAGAUGCAGCAGAUGGCAGCCCUCAACAUGAAUGGCCUGGCGGCCGCACCUAUGACCCCAACCUCAGGUGGAAGCACCCCUCCAGGCAUCACUGCACCAGCCGUGCCUAGCAUCCCAUCCCCCAUUGGGGUGAAUGGCUUCACCGGCCUUCCCCCACAGGCCAAUGGGCAGCCUGCUGCGGAAGCUGUAUUUGCCAAUGGCAUCCACCCCUACCCAGCGCAGAGCCCCACCGCCGCGGACCCCCUGCAGCAGGCCUACGCUGGAGUGCAGCAGUAUGCAGGUCCAGCCGCCUACCCUGCUGCCUAUGGUCAGAUAAGCCAGGCCUUUCCUCAGCCUCCUCCGAUGAUCCCCCAGCAGCAGAGAGAAGGGCCCGAGGGCUGUAACCUGUUCAUCUACCAUCUGCCCCAGGAGUUUGGGGACGCUGAGCUGAUGCAGAUGUUCCUCCCUUUCGGCCGGCACCCUGUGCCCUCCCGCUGCCAGGCCCCCUCCUGUCAGGGAGGACAGUGUCCAAUAAACUCCUCCACCCGCAGGCUUCGUGAGCUUCGACAACCCGGCCAGCGCGCAGACCGCCAUCCAGGCCAUGAACGGCUUCCAGAUCGGCAUGAAGAGGCUCAAGGUGCAGCUGAAACGGCCCAAAGACGCCAAUCGCCCGUACUGAGCGCCGGCGGGAGCGUCCCCCGGGGGAGAUCGGGACUCGCACAGCUCAGUCAGGAGAGGAGGAACAGAAUUUUUCAAAGGGAACUUUACCAAAAACCAAAACAGGAUGCGACCAAAGCUGAGGAGGGGUGCAGCACUGGGAUCCCUUACCCUGACUACUCUACGUGGGUCACAACGGGGCAGGAUGCUGAACGGGCUACAUUAAAAAACAAACCUCUCUAUAUAUAUCUUUAUAAAUGAGAACUGUUGGAUGACACCUUUGACAUAUCAGCCAAUAUCAAUCAAGCUGAAGACUCCAGACACUCUGUGACUGUAACAUUUCUUCGAGGAAAGUAUAGCGUCUAUGGAGUUCAGAGGGCACGUGUUUGGGGGAAAAAUAUAUAUGACACAAAGAAGAAGAUGAAGAAAAAUGAGAAAAAAAAAUCCACAAAAAAGGCAAUUUUAAAAACAAAAUAACAUGAGACCAGACUGGGAGGCUGAAGGGCUGGGAACUGGGAAGAGACGCUGCUUACCGAUCCCCGGGGCUUUUCUAGCCCAUGGGCGCCUGGAGGCAGGCUGGGGCAAGCGGUGUGGUGGGACCUGGUCCCCAGGGUGCGGCUUGGAGGCUGCCACUGAGCAUCUCUAUCUGUCAUUCCUUUAGCUAUUUAGGGACCAAAGGACCAAACUUUUUAUUGCAGAUGUGUAGCUCUAUGUCAUAUAGAGGGGGAAUGGAGGAGAACCUCCUUCCUAACACAUGGCUGUUCUUGAAACAGCUUAGAGUGAUUCUAUGAAAACUAUAAUAAAAAUUAAAAAAAAUAAAAAAACAAAAAAAAACAAAAAACAAAAAAGGAAAAAUAAUGCUUCAGUGCUUUUAAAACAGCAAGAUAAUAGUUCUUUGAUACUUUGAGAGGCGCUUUGAUUACCCUCAUUCAAGUCUAUGACACUUUCCUAUGGUUUUCUGUAUUAUAUGUCUGGAUGGAGCUGUAAGGGUGAACAAGAUGGUGGAUAUUUGGGGAAAGCAACAAAAAUAUAAAACUCAUUAACUGAAGUGUGAGAAAACAAGAAGGGGGAAAAAGGGUCUUACAAGGCAAGAUAAUUGUGAAAAGUCUGUAAAUGCUUCUAACUCUUCCUCUUAAAAUCAUAAUAGUUGUACAGAAUUUUAAAAAAGAAAAGUUUAAAAUACCUAUAUAAUAGAAGAAAAAUUAGAGGAAAGCAAAAAAAAAAUAAAAAUAAAAAUAAAAAAGGAAAAAAAAAACUUAUAGAAGUUAGCGUUACUGCUAAAAUCCCAGAUGUUGUAGGACUGUACUUUUGUAGAGUUUAGACUGAGCAUCAAUCCCUUCUCCCCGCGAGUGCUGUGGGACGCCGUAGUUCCCGAGGGCCAGGCGGACUCGUCCAGACCUGCCGGCACCUGGCCGCACAUCACCUGGAGGCCGCGCAUCACCUGGAGGCCGCGCCACCUGCACGGAAGGGCCGCCGCCGCCCGCCGCGCCCGCAGCCGCCCUCGCCUCUCGCUUCGCUCCGGGAGCCGUGCUCGCUGGAUCUCUGCAAGCCCUGGACACCUUCCGCUUCACUCGCCUUCCAUGCUUGCUCCAGAGACUUUCCGGGCAAGGGAGAACUGGGAACUUUCAUCUUACAACACACACACACACACAAACCUUAAAAAAAGAGAGAGAAAAAUAACAAUCUUUGAAGAAUUUCUGAAACUGUUUACAAGGAAUUUUGAAAAACAGGGAUGUUUAAAUGAUGCCGGCUCUGUUUUUCUGUAAAUAAAUUUGCAUAUUUUGUAGGACUUUUAAUUGUAAUGAUAGAGAAAAAACAAGGAAAACUAUUUAAUGAAAGCACGAUAUUUAUCUUUGGUAAAUGACUUUAGAGCAGUUAAAAGACAUUGCUUAAAAAAAUCUCAGAAUCAGAAAAAAAUCUGAAUUAUUUAAGAACACAUAUAUUUUAAAGUAUAACAUAUUUAUUAUAAUUUAUUUGCACCAUUGGGAAGACUUGCUUUGGCAUUCUGUCUUGAUGCCCUCUCGUUGAUGUCCAGUUCAUCUGGAGGCCCAAGGGGCUCUUGGACCUACCACUUUUUUCCUCUUUUGCUUUAGACGAACAGAUUUCUGAUUACUCUCAGGCCUCCUGCCUUUCCUUUCUUUCCAUCUAUUUUGUUGGUUUAUUAUUAUUUUUUUAAAUUUUUCUUUUUUUUUUCUCUUGACUCCUGGUUUUAGGAUGUCCAGAUGUUGUAAAAAAAACAAAAACAAAAACAGCUGCAGUUCAGUACAACUGCUCUUUUCACACUCAACUCCCUAAAACUCCUUGUAACCUUCUGUAACUAUUGGAUGACGCUUUCUCCAGCUUAGCCCUAAAUAAAGCACAGUUU